Molecule: messenger RNA, 1553 nt
Organism: Uloborus diversus
Lineage: Eukaryota; Metazoa; Arthropoda; Arachnida; Araneae; Uloboridae
Product: phosphatidylinositol-binding clathrin assembly protein LAP-like
Exons: 12
Coding region: 162-1553 (463 amino acids)
Biological process (GO): clathrin-dependent endocytosis; synaptic vesicle budding from presynaptic endocytic zone membrane; clathrin coat assembly
Cellular component (GO): synaptic vesicle; extrinsic component of presynaptic endocytic zone membrane; clathrin-coated pit
Molecular function (GO): 1-phosphatidylinositol binding; SNARE binding; phosphatidylinositol-4,5-bisphosphate binding
Source: RefSeq, a predicted model, not a curated record
CAUUACGUAGUGAACGCUGGUCGUUGAGCUCGUACGCGUGUGUGUGUAAAAUAAUAAUUACUAAUUUAAUGGAGAAGUUUAAAAUGUAACGUGCUUGAUGUCGAGUACUUGAAAGUAUCGAACUAACCGAUUAUUCUCUUCAUCUAAACGAUUGCACUAACAUGGCGGGACAAACAUUACACGACAGACUUGUAGCUGCAAAGCAUACUAUUUAUGGCCAAAAUGUUGAAAAAGCCGUAUGUAAAGCAACUACGGAAGAAAUUAUCGGCCCAAAAAAGAAACAUCUCGAUUAUUUGAUCCAUUGUACAAACGAACCAAAUGUGUCAGUGCCAGAACUGUGCAACUUUCUUAUUCAAAGGACUCAGCAGUCUUCUUGGGUGAUGGUUUUUAAGUCCCUUAUCACAGCUCAUCAUUUAAUGUGUUACGGGAAUGAAAGGUUUAUUCAAUGCAUGGCAACAUCUAGCUGCACCUUUCAUUUAAGUGGUUUUGUGGAUCGAACAGCAUCGCAAGGUUAUGACAUGUCAACAUUUGUACGUCGGUAUGCAAAAUAUUUGAAUGUGAAAGCCUCUACAUAUAGAAUCAUGGGCUCAGAUUUUUGUAAAAUGAAACGUGGUAAAGAAGAAGGUGUGUUGAGGAAUAUGUCUACAGAAUCACUUUUAAAAAAUCUUCCAGUUCUUCAUGAACAGCUUGAUGCCUUGAUCGAGUUUGAUUGCAAUCCUGAUGACUUAACCAAUGGUGUCAUGAAUUCUUGCUUUGUUUUGUUAUACAGAGACCUCAUUCAGUUGUUUGCAGCUUACAAUGAUGGAAUAAUAAAUUUAUUUGAAAAAUAUUUUAAUAUGAACAAAAAGCAUUGCAAAGAGGCCUUAGAUAUCUAUAAGAAGUUUAUUGUUGCAAUGGAUAAAGUUUCUGACUUCCUAAAAGUAGCUGAGAGUGUAGGCAUAGACAAAGGCAGCAUCCCUGAUCUAACAAAAGCACCAGGCAGCCUUUUAGAAGAAAUGGAAAAUCAUUUAACAUACUUGGAAGGAAAAAAGGCACAAAUGACCCCUAGGACUAACUCAGUGCAAACUGCAGUGUCGGCUUUGAAUUCGACCAGCUCUGCUUUCACAAACAGUAUUUCGAGUGCUCAUGAAUUGAAUGGAUUGACUGUUGAUGAAAGCAUGAGACGAGCAGUCGAAGAAGAAGCCGCAAUAAUGAACCAGCUAAAGGAGCAACGACUCAAGGAAUUGGCAACGAAACCGACUCCCGAACCGGGGCUGAGGAAGGUUCCGAGCCCCAUCCCCCCUCCUUCCAUUUCUGCUCCAGUAUCUUUAAGCCCUCCUACGAGACCCAAAGAAAUUGCUGCGCCUGUUGCUACCAAAGCAUCAUCUGUCAACGAUUUGAUGUCACUCAACACUUCAACGGCCGAUAAUUUCAUGAGCACUCAGACAGCGUUUCACCAGGUGCCUUUUGCAAAUGUUGGGACAGAAGGUGUGAAUUGGAGAAAUUUUGCUUUCAAUAUUUUUCUAUUACUGUUUCUUUUGCAAAGGUGUAAUAGUUCAUGUGGGUCCAAGUAG